AUGCGGCGACCAUCACGAUUGUCAUCAUUUGCUUCAGCUGAAACUCGUAUUCAUUUCCGUAUAGAUCGCGAACGCCUUUCCGCUGCCUCCGAAGAGAGUAGUGACACAUCGAGUGUUUCACCCGUACUUAGUUCUCAAGGACUCAUACCAGGAACAACAGCUAGUUCACGUCGAAUUGGUCAACGAUUCAUUAUCCUUCAUUAUUCACCUUUUAAAGCGGUAUGGGACUGGGUUGUUAUUUUACUCGUGUUAUACACAGGAAUCAUCACGCCAUAUACAAUUUCAUUUCUAUCUGAUGAAGAUCAAAAACGAUCGAAUUUGAAUGCACAAGCAUCAACCAGAGAAUUCAAUCGAGAAAGAACGAGUACUCAUUUGCUCGUUGUCAUCGAUGUGCUGGUAGAUACGGUCUUUAUUCUUGAUAUUUUAAUUAGCUUUCGAACGACGUUUGUUUUGAAAGAAACUAAUGAAGUAAUAACCAGUCCAAUUUUAAUUGCCAAACAUUUCGUUAUUGAUUCCUGGAGACGUUUCGGUGCUGAUGUUCUCGGCGCUCUACCAUGGGAUAUUCUUUUCUAUGGCAAUGGAAGUCAUUCCACAAUGCGUCUGGCAAACUGUUUUAAAUUAGCACGUCUUUUACGUUUAAUCGAAUUCAUUCGAAAUUUUCAAAACACCGAAUAUCGCUCUGCUGUCCUGAUCUUUCUUAUGCUUCUCUUCGCUAUUGCUGCACACUGGCUCGCAUGUAUCUUUCAUUUUAUUGCUAUUCUUGAAAGGCCGAAUCUAUCCGUCAAAUAUUCUUGGUUAGAUCAUCUGGCACAGAAGUACGAAAUGCCAUACCUUGCUAAUGAUACAUUGAGUGGACCGGAUGUGAAAUCGAAAUAUUUAACAGCGCUUUUCUUUGCUAUGACAUCGCUGACAUCAGUUGGAUUUGGUAAUGUCGCCGCGAAUACGAACGGGGAGAAACUUUUCUCGAUUCUAUCAAUGUUAGCUGGCUCAUUUCUAAGUGCAUCUAUACUUGGAAGUGUAACAACAAUUAUUAUCAAAUUAUAUCAAGGUGCCGAAGAGUUAAAAGAAAUGAAGCAAAGUAUCGAUGAUUUUAUUAAGCAUCAUCGUGUUAAUAAACAAUUAGCUAAACGAAUGGAAGACUCGUUUGAACACGAAUGGAAAAACACGAAAGGUAUCGAUAUGAAUAGUAUACUGAAGACAUUUCCCGAAUGCAUUCAAGCCGAUAUAUGUUUACAUCUGAAUCGAGAACUUUUGAACAAUUGUCCGGUUUUUGAAGAUGCAAGUGAAGUUGCAUUGCGUGCGCUAGCUUUGCUUUUCAAAUCAACACAUGUUCCACCGAACGAUGCACUCAUUCAUCAAGGUGAUGUGAUUAAUUCAAUUUAUUUUAUUCGUGGUGGUCAAGUGGAAAUCUUACAAAACAAUGAACUACUGGCGAUACUCGGUCGGAAUGACACAUUUGGAGAAAAUCCUUUGCAUUCAAAAGUUGCAGAUAAAUCCAAAUGUGUUGUACGAGGUUUAACUUAUUGUACGUUGAAUCGAAUACAUCGUGAUGAUUUACUCUAUGUUUUACGAAUCUACCCGGACUUUGCAAAGUCAUUCAUCAAACGAUUUCGUCUAACAUUUGAUCUUCGACAGUGUGAAUUAAAUGAAUCUAAACCGUUUUAUAAAUUAGAUGCAGAUAUUCAGACGUUAAUCAAAGAACGUAACCCAAAAUUACAGAGAGAUCGACGAUUGAGUGUUUUAAGUCAACGAGAAGACGAAGCGAAUCGAUUAGCGAGUGUACGUUCGUAUCGUAGUCUUUGCAGAAGUGCCGAUCUAAGUAUUGCGAGAUCGACUAGUACGACAGUUGAACUAUCAGUGGAGCAAGCACAAAUAACCGCAGAACAUUUUGGCUUUUGUCGAGAAAGAAAGCAAACGACAUUAUCUAUUCCAUCAUCUCACAGUCUUUAUCCAAUAUUUCUCACCGUACCAAAAAUCACGACAGCUAUUUUUCCCGACAAAUCGAAUUCAGUGAAUAGUGGUGGAAAUGAUUCAAUACAAAAUAUGGUCGAUAUAGAUGUACAGCUGGCACAUUUACAGAAGCGUGUUGAUGGUCUUGAACGACUCAUUGAUGCGAAAAUGAAAGUUUUAUUUGAUACUGCCAACAGUCUGGCAUUGGCGAAUCUUCAACGACAAUGA
Messenger RNA from Adineta ricciae, 2178 nucleotides. The record is from the annotation of a GenBank genome assembly. NCBI's taxonomy places the organism in Eukaryota, Metazoa, Rotifera, Eurotatoria, Adinetida, Adinetidae.